Molecule: messenger RNA, 1068 nt
Organism: Paralichthys olivaceus (Japanese flounder)
Lineage: Eukaryota; Metazoa; Chordata; Actinopteri; Pleuronectiformes; Paralichthyidae
Gene: mrpl55
Product: mitochondrial ribosomal protein L55
Biological process (GO): translation
Cellular component (GO): mitochondrial large ribosomal subunit
Molecular function (GO): structural constituent of ribosome
Source: RefSeq, a predicted model, not a curated record
GACAAGAAAGAAGACCAUCAAGCGCUUCUGGUGCCCACACGGUAAUGAUUGUCGGAACCAUCCUGCGCUGUGCUUAGUUUCAGUGGGACACUUACUGAGCGAACUCCAGAGGUUCGACCUUUGAAGUGCUUCCUGCCUGGCUGUGUGCUUCCCCUCCAGCAGCGGACCUCAGAGGCUGCGUCCUCAGGGCUGUCAACAUGUUCCUGUCGAGGCUGUGCUCUCCUCUGUUACCGCGGUGUGUUCGCCCCGUGGUCACGCGGACAGUGUCACCCUUCCACACCCACACAGCUCAGCUGGACUCGAACAGGACGUCAGUGGUGCGCUGUGGUCGGCAGAAGUAUGAGAGGCUGUACCCGGUGAUGCUGGUCCGUCCGGAUGGCUCUACAGUGAACAUCAGAUACAAAGAGCCCAGACGCAUCCUCAUGAUGCCAGUCUGUCUAUCCACUCUGUCUGAAGAGGAGCGCCGAGCACGACAGAAAAAGAGGGAUGUGAAGAAGGUGAAAAAGGAGACGCCAGUCCACUACGAAGACGAUUUCGAAGCUGACAAAUAUAGCCAUUUCUGGAAGAAGAAAUGAUCUUGUAUACAGUGAAGCAAGGCAGAGGCAACAACCCUUAAAAUCGGACUCUCCCUUGAAGAUUCCAUGUGUCUGUAUGCUGUGUGUUAAAUUUGGUCAUUUUCACUCCAGUUCAGGGAUUCCUGCAGAAGAUUCCAACAGGGUAAUGAAACCCAGUGUAAUGACAUUUUAUAUGGCAGGAUAAACUCUGCUCUUGAGUUUUACUGUGACUCUGGAUUUCUUCUAAGAAAUAUAAAACAACUUAUUGAAGCUGAAAACUCCAUCAAUAAUAAGUUAAUAAAUAAUUUCAAGGCUGAUUAUCCAUGUGAUACAUUUUCAUCAAAUGGACAAACUUGUUGGAAAAUGUUUGUGGGCCUGCUCGUGGCCUGGUCAGGCCUACACAACUUGCGGCCCUUCUGAAUUUUCCUAUUGCCUGCAGGACUCUGUGCAAAUCAGGCUAAUAUCUAUGUGUGAUAUAAUAAAAACUAAGGUCUGUCUCCCUGCAGCCAAAUCC